Pundamilia nyererei is the source of this 3933-nucleotide messenger RNA. Its product is annotated as amine oxidase [flavin-containing]-like. The record is from RefSeq and is a predicted model, not a curated record. Bases 523 to 783 code for a protein of 86 amino acids. Gene Ontology annotation, molecular function: flavin adenine dinucleotide binding; primary methylamine oxidase activity. The transcript has 3 exons. Gene Ontology annotation, cellular component: mitochondrion. Lineage: Eukaryota; Metazoa; Chordata; Actinopteri; Cichliformes; Cichlidae.
CAUAUGAAAAACUGAAACUCCUUGUUAACCGUCAUGUGAACCAUAUUUCAUGUCUAAAUGUCCUCACCAGAUGUGCAAAUGUGUUCUCACUCACAAUGAAAAGUAAGCUGGAGUUGGAAACCUAACAUUGUGCUUUUUUAUACAGAGUAACUGUUUCACAUACCGGGUGGUCCUGCAAGAAAUAGAGUUAAAGAAAAAGUCCUUUCUUUGGUUCUUUUACGUUGAGCACAGUGGGGGUGGGAAGAUUAAUCCAAAGGAAAUUCACUUUAUGUUAUAUAAUCCCAUAUUGCACUUAUUCAGGUGAGAUAAUAUUCUUAAAUGAAGUGAAUGCAUGCUAAAGCUCAACGGUCAGUACAAUGCUGGUGCAUACAUUACAACUAAAACGUGUUUAAAACCUGUAAACCAGUUUAACCUCUGAAGCCUCUCCUGUUUCUCUCGUUUUUGCUCUUCAGAGUGCUGAGAGAGCCGGUGGGCAAGUUGUACUUUGCAGGCACAGAGACGGCCACCGAAUGGAGUGGCUACAUGGAGGGGGCCGUACAAGCUGGAGAGAGAGCAGCCAGAGAGGUCAUGUGUGCGAUGGGUAAACUCCAACCUAAUCAGAUCUGGCAACCUGAGCCUGAGAACGAUGAAAUCCGGGCACUCCCGUUUGUUACCACCUUCUGGGAGAGAAACCUGCCUUCGGUUGAUGGUUUCCUCAAAUUCUUAGGAGUCUCCACAUUCCUGUCUGCUGCCGCCGCAGCUGGCUUGGUGGCCUACAAGAAGGGCAUCAUCCCCCGGAGUUAAACCACCCUGUCGUCUCACUCCUCCACAUCUCAAGGGAACACGUCUCAAUAGACACUUGUGUACUUCUAGUGCUUUAUGGGCCCAAACUACAGAGUAGUGACCUACAUAGGGUAUACAUUGUUUUUUGAGAAACACCGUGAUGUGAGAAGGACUGCUCAGCUCAUGCAAAAACACUAACACACUGUUACUCUGUCCACAAACGAAAGAGAGAAUGAAGCAGGUGAGAAGGGCUGACUGAAAGGUGUUUGAGAGGAGGGACGAAAGCCUAACUUCAGUUUAAAACAUGCAGACUCAGAUUGUGAAACCAAUGAAGGAAAAAAGAUCAGAAUCAGUUCGUAAGGGGAAACCUUCUCUGUCACUAUUACUAUCCCAUACAAUGCCAAUGAAAUCCACUGUGUCGAUUAUAUGUGAGUUUAUAAAAGUCGCCAUGCUUACUGUGUAUGAGCCUCGUCUGUGUCGCAUGCUUCGGUGAGCAUGCAUUCGUGAGCGUGUGGUCAUCACCUCACCGCCCGUGUGCAUGAGUUUCCACUGUGUGUCUAAUUACCGCUGCUGAUUUUAGGUGCCGAUUUAUUCUGGCCAAGCAGCCGUAGCUGUUUGAUGAAAUCCAGUGACUUCAGAAGAGAGAAGAGUCAGUAUAGUGACACUGUCCACAUAGAAAAUCAGAGAGGAGGUUCAAGGACAAGUGGGGGGAGGGGCUUUUUCUGUCAGCAAAUCCCAUGAAAACACAAAUGAAUAGUGAAUUUUAGCAUUGUCUUUGUAGCUAAAGCCAGAUGUGAGUCGCAACCCUAAAGUGAGUUGGUACCACGUGAAAUGGGUUUUGUUGUUUCUCUUAAAUUUAAAUUUUAUUUACAUCUCAAAGCCCAAAUUAUGUGCCCUAAUAUGAAUCCUAAUAUGUAGCCUAAUAAUGUCAUAUUAGGGCACUAAAUGUGUAUUAUUUCCAAUGAGCGAUCUGUGCAGUUGAAGGCUGGCUCCAAAAGCAGGUUAGUCCUCACAGACUCCUAUGUUAAGAUGCCUAGGUUUCCACCUGAAAAGGCAUCUUUAAAGCCUGGGGCAGUCUCUGUAGCUAAUUGUCUCCUUCAUGGUAACUCCUUUAAUAUAAAUCCUCUGUUUAAACUAUAGUAAGUCUUAGGUAUCAGCAAACACAGGCUACCAAAUAUGGCCACCAAAAAAUAAGACGGUGCCAGUCUAAAUGCUGAACCCAUAAAUUUAAUAAGAAAUCCUUAAACUAAUGGUGACAAUAAUGAUUAUUAUAAAGAAUAAUUAAACACUUCUCAGUUAUAGUUACUUGUUGUUUUAACUCUUUACCCGCUUGUCUAAAUCGACCAGGAGUGACCUUGAAUGCUUCAGGCUUAUAGAAAAAAACGACUGGUGUGCAUCAUAAGUUAGUGCGGGUGGUCUCUCCCUGUGCAACUAGACUUAGAAAAACCCAGAAACUGUUCUGAUUGUCUUCAAACCACAACUUUAUUGAUAUAUGCUGAGGUGUCAAAACUCAUCAUCAAGGCUACAAAGGGGAUGUCGUCAGUGUCUCUUUAUGGAGUAAAGAGUUAAAGUUUAUCCAGACUGAACACAGAGCAGGUACAGAUGUUCAACAAAUAGUUAUGUUUUCUAUAUUUUUAAUCUUCAAGUAUACCAAAUUUUUCAUAUCCAUAGAUAAAAGUGUGCACGUUUUAUUAAUAAGAGCUCAGAAGUGGGGCUAGAAGGUGAAUGCAGCUUAGCUUUUUGUGACUUCUCAAACAAUCUAGUUUUUUCCUGUAGUUUCUCUUCAACAGGAACUCUAGGCUCACGUACAUAAGCCAGGAAGUGGUAAGACAGACCAGUUCACUGUUAGAAUUUGUGGGAUUUGUUGACAGACAAAAAGAAAAACUCAUCCUAAGAAUGGGAAGAGUCAGCCUUAUUCUUUUAAUGGAAAUGUAGUGGUGUCCAGCUGCUAGUGUGGUAAUCUAUCGGUCAGUAUGACGGAAGCAUUUGAAUGUAUUUUCCUCACACUAGAUAACACAUGCAUGGUGGUUUUGCUAAGGUAAUCACAUUUUUCACUUGUGUAUUUUUACCUUUUCACAUUCUCACAGAUAAACACGAUCCCACCGGCUCUAAGGCGUCCUUGUAACAACUGUUUUGAUUUGUUUAGGAAAAAGGAAACUGUCUUUUAGAGAAACUUUAAAGAAAUGACAUUCUUGCUGAAAAACUGACUCGCUGCAACAAAGGUUUAAGUACUGGCUGCUCAGCAAGCAGUGUCGUCAGCAAUCAUUUGUCCGGGUAAAAUCAUUUGUCGGGGGUGUAGAUGUGAAAGCCAACCUGCUGCACAGUCCUCUGUGUGCAGCUCUUUAUGCCCACUACAAGAAUCAUGCUGUUCUUGUCCCAAAGAUGUUUGUGAGUGUAGUUUAUCUGUUGUGCCUUAAUGGAAAUUGUAACAUUUUUGUCAUUUUAUCGCAAGUGCCUGUGACUCUGACACUCUCAGCCCUCAUCCCUCUUUCCCUCCCCCACCUGCUCCGGAGGUGAGAGGUCAGAUGGACCAGGUCAUCGGUUCAAGGCAUCAUCUGCGCUCAUUAACAGGGGUCAGCAUUGUGUUCAAGUGUAUCCGAAAACCUUUCAUUUUAAAAGUUCCCCUUACCUGAGUUAUGUCCUCACUGCAAACUUGACUCAGGUAAAGCCGGGUGUAAAAACACAGCAUCAGAGCUCAGACUGUUGAGGUGAUCCCUCUGCUUAUCUCUGUGUCCGUGUGUGCUUCGUGUUGUCCCUGCAGCGCUUCUUCCCUCGUUGUGGUGUCCCUCUCCCGUCUGACCCUCAGUCCCAGUGCAGGUUUUAUGUGCAGUUCUAGAAGUAAUGAUUGAAUAAUAAUGUCACUUUUUGAACCAUCACUAAAAGUGUUUGAGUUUAUGGUUGGCUGAACAAACAAAGCCAGCAAAUUCCAUCCACCCUGUCGAAAAACAACAACAACAAACUACAGCACUCACAACAAACCAUCAGCAGACGUGAUGCAGCGUUAUUCAUUAUGGGGUUUUUCUGGAGAUACCCCCCCUUCCUUUGUCCCUCUGUGCAUAUGAGCCUUCUUAACUAUUCCUGUGACCUGCUCUUUGAUGUCUUUGAUUCCUCAUACAAAGCUGGUGAUAUUUAACAAAAUGUGAAAUAAAUCUUUUACUCGCCUUAACCUGA